ACAAAGAGGGACUGGCCUUUCAUAGACAACAGCCCUCCAGCUUGUUAAACAACAAAUAAAUCAGAUCAACGGCUUAGAUUUCUAUGGAUCCAAUGAGUGAAAACUCCUCCAAAAGCCUCACAGCGGAGAUCAACUUGGAGAAGCUGCAAAAGAUAGCGGCAGAGCUGAUUCUCCCCGGCAGAUUCCUCCUCAGGCCUCUGAAUGCUGUUCUGGAGUUCAUCAGCAGCCUCCUGGCCUGGAUCUUAGGAUGCAGCCUGGUCCGAAGGCACUUCCACCUCCUGCUGUCAGGACUGGUCCUCUUUGGACCUCUGCUGAGUUUCUGGGUUUCCAAAUACAGCAUCUUCGCUAACGGCAACCACUACCUGUACAGGAAGUUCCUCAGGUCUACCUGGGGUUGGACCUUCGUCCUCACAGGCUCCUUCGUCGUGCUCCUCUCCUUCUCGGCCUGCCGCUCCAUCUCCCUCACCCUUCGCCACCUCUCUCGGAUGGCGCUCUCGGGCGUGCUGUGGUGGGGCUGUCGGCGCCUUGUGACCCUGCUGGAGGACGCGGCCGGGGCCUGCUACGAACCUCUGGCCCCUGUGCAGGACGGCCAGAGCUCCUCCACCCCCGCUCAGCCUCUGCUGCUCCUACAUGAGGAUCAAACCAAGGCCUCCUGCCUCAAAGCCAACAUGACGUGGAGAGGCUAUGAGGUUUCCCAGGAAACGCUCAUCCUCUGCCUGUGCUGCCUGCUGAUUGUGGAGGAGCUCUCCGUCUUUGGUCGUCACCUGGAACACGAGAAGCGUCUUCACAGGCCUCCUAGCGCUCCCCUGAGAGUCCUCUUCCUCCUGUGUGUGCUUCUGCUCUUUAUCUGGAUGGUCUUGCUUCUGUGCAUGCUUGCAUACUUCCCUGCAUGGCCUUCUCAGCAGCUGGGAGGAGCUCUGGGCUACCUGGGGUGGAGGGGCCUUUAUCAGGGAUGGUACCGCCUGGCACCCAGUCACUGGUCCCCCGGUUUACCAGGAGACGGCCUUUUUAGCAGCACAGACUCUGAUAAACACUCAAACUAGUUUAAGGGUUUUAAAAUUAAACACAGCAGACUACGGAGAUUCUUGUUGC
Molecule: messenger RNA, 1092 nt
Organism: Cyprinodon variegatus (sheepshead minnow)
Lineage: Eukaryota; Metazoa; Chordata; Actinopteri; Cyprinodontiformes; Cyprinodontidae
Product: fat storage-inducing transmembrane protein 1
Exons: 2
Coding region: 84-1043 (319 amino acids)
Biological process (GO): lipid storage; lipid droplet organization; phospholipid biosynthetic process
Cellular component (GO): endoplasmic reticulum membrane
Source: RefSeq, a predicted model, not a curated record